Penicillium daleae is the source of this 1911-nucleotide messenger RNA. RefSeq lists its product as uncharacterized. The record is from RefSeq and is a predicted model, not a curated record. The transcript has 3 exons. Bases 1 to 1911 code for a protein of 636 amino acids. NCBI's taxonomy places the organism in Eukaryota, Fungi, Ascomycota, Eurotiomycetes, Eurotiales, Aspergillaceae.
AUGGCUACCGGAUUCUCUCCCACGCCUCGAAAGGAAGGGACGUGGACUAAAUUGGUGAUAUUCGUUUCGUUAUAUUGCCUGAUCCUCGAGUCCAUUGUCGGACUAGUCCUUGUCUUCUAUCUGUAUGGCAAUCAUUGGGUCGAUUCGAAGAUGACCCUGAGCUUGGUUCUAUGCAUGGUCGCAUCAUUUCUAACCAUCCCGCUGGUCUCGCUUCAGAGCUUGGUCGCCUGGCAGUAUAACAAGAUUGGAGGAUUCGGAGAGCAGAAAACAGUCCUCCACAAUAUCUGCACGUACUUUCUCCGACUGGAUCUUCUGCUAUGGCUCGCUACGAGUGUAACUGGUUUGAUUGUAGCUGCCCAGCAGCUAGCAUGUCUUCCAGCUGGAACAGAUGCCAGCUACUGGAGAGUUGGCACCAGCUGCGUGUUUCACCGAUCAUCAGUCAUCGUAUCCAUCAUUUCAUUGGUCACGGUGUGUACCAUGUACUGUGCACGAGAGCUUUGCGAUCGUCCAUACGACGUGUCCAUCAUUGGGAUCUAUAAGCGCUCUCAGGCCCUUCGUGAUGGCAGCGUCUUCUCGGCCCACAGCUGGGACAGUGACGAAACCCUCAAGAACGAAAUUUUGAAUCUUUGCCGCCAGCACGAUGGGAAAGCCGGCGAAGAGCCUUGGUUUUUUGACCCCCUGGCUGAUAAAGUAAACUGCCAUCCAAGCAUCCGUCACCCUGCACCCGUUCGCCUACGCCCACAGCUUCGAAUAAACACAAACCCCGGCUCCGAAUACGGAGAGAUUGCUUCAGGAACUACGGUCUCACCUGAUGGUUCGUUGUCUCGCCUCUCUCCUGGUGGCCAAACAAUUGUGAGCGAGUUUUAUCCGAUAUCAAGAACUUCAACAGUUAUGACCUCACAAACCGCCUACGAAUCACACACACUUCUGUCCGAUUUCGCAAUUCCUAAAGUACCAGCAAUUCCUGCACAAUUCACGUCAAAUCACAAGAGGGGAAAGUCAUCGCUAUCGUCUUUCAGACGGUUUCUUCCAAAGUCCUUCCCACUGUCUUUGCCACUAUCAUCGGAUCCCCAGAUUCUCGCUCUUGCGGAUCCCAAUGCAGUAUCAGACGUGGAGAAGCAGGUCGUGACACCGUCUCCUUCUAGCAAGAAUAUUGCUGCGAAUGACACAGAUGUGCCAGCCAACGCGACUCAAACCUCGCCAGCAUCCAGUGCGACCCAGACUUCUCCCAAUUCAACGAGACCAACAGAGACCCAACCGGAAGGUCACGCUCGUACAAUGACUAUGAACUCAGCCGAUGCUCCAGAAGUCGUGAUGUCCGCCGAGCCCAGCAAAGUCGGCCGGUCCCAGAUGGCAUGCUUGGCUCAAACAACCAUGUCCAUCCAUCAUCCUCACCAUCCUCACUACAUUCCCAGACCACCAAUCACGCCAUCUCCACGAAAAUACUCCUCCUCAUGUCGUCAGAACUCCGCCGUUCUUCCACUACACGCCGAGCCCCCACGCCGAACAACUUCUCGCCAAACCCACGCCGUCCCGUAUCCGGUCCGCAAUAGCUCCUACUCAUUCGACAAGCAUCACAUGCCACGACACACGCCGAGCCAGCACCAUGCCAAUUGGCACCCUCAUCCUCCCCGUCGGGCCAAUCAACAGGUCUUCGACCCAGGCCGCUCGGUGCCUAAUCUACAACGCCGCAAUGAUGUUGAGGUUAUCUAUCCCAGCACCCGUCGGCCGCGUAGCAGUACGCAGGGCGGUUUCAAUGGUCCACUGAGCUGCAUCAUGGAGUCUGGCUCAAUUCCGCAGGGAUCUAUUGAUGAUUCCAAGUUCGCUGCUGCGGCCUCAGAAGGCAAGCCUAACGUGAUUGAUCAAUCGACUUAUCGCGGUGCGAAUAGGACCAGUCUGGGCUUUUACUGA